AUGCACAGUGCGCCGCGGGUUGGAGUGGCGCCUCCUGCGACGCGCGUGAGACCACAAUGUCUUCUCUCUCUUCACAUUCCUCCACUUCUCUCUCUUUGCAGCGCUUUGCGAUUGUUUCAACGGAUUCUGCGAAUCGCCCCAAAAGUGCGUGUGUCGCCACGGGUGGCGCGGCGAUCGCUGCGACCAGUGCCAGCCCUACCCCGGUCAGAGCUCUGUCUCCAUGACAACCGUUGUCGCCACGGCUUCUGCGUCGCGCCCUUCACGUGCAACUGCGACCGCAAUUGGGGCGGAAUUCUCUGCGACCACAACCUCGACGUGUGCGCCUCCGCCUCCCAUCUCUGCCUCAAUGGCGGCCAAUGCGUGAACACUGCGCCCGACGCCUACCGCUGCCACUGUCCCGACGGCUUCUCCGGCCUCCACUGCCAGACCAUCGUCGACGCCUGCGCACUGCGCCCGUGUCUGCACUCUGGCCUCUGCCACGCGCAAAACGCCUCGCACUUCCACUGUUCGUGCGCUCCGGGCUUUUCUGGCGAGCGCUGCGAACGCGACGUCGACGAGUGCGCGUCCAACCCGUGCGCGAACGGCGGCACGUGUCACAACCUGAGGAACGCCUUCCGGUGUCAAUGCGUGUCGGGAUGGCGGGGCGAGCGGUGCGAGGAGGAUAUUAAUGAGUGCGAGGACGUGAGCGCGUGUGUGCGCGCCGUGCGCUGUCAGAACACGGAGGGGUCGUUCCACUGCGAGUGCGAAGAAGGUGGCGUUCGCGUCGCUAAUUGUGUUCUCAUUGUAGGCUUCGAGGGGAAGCACUGCGAGACUGAGCGCGACGACUGCCAACACGUCACGUGUCACAACGGCGGCCAAUGUCUGGAUCUGAGGCUCGACUUCCGCUGCGUUUGCGAACCGCCGUUCGGCGGCCGCUUCUGCCGCCAGAUGUCGCCCACGGCGUGCGUCGAGUCCGCGGAACAGAUGUGGACGUUCAACGUGUCCUCCGAGUGCCGCAAAGUGUGUGUCUGCGAACAGGACUUG
Medioppia subpectinata is the source of this 1023-nucleotide messenger RNA. The record is from the annotation of a GenBank genome assembly. Lineage: Eukaryota; Metazoa; Arthropoda; Arachnida; Sarcoptiformes; Oppiidae.